This is a messenger RNA of Antechinus flavipes (yellow-footed antechinus), 4301 nucleotides long. It is a transcript of the gene ISLR2, whose product is annotated as immunoglobulin superfamily containing leucine rich repeat 2. Gene Ontology annotation, molecular function: protein binding. The record is from RefSeq and is a predicted model, not a curated record. NCBI's taxonomy places the organism in Eukaryota, Metazoa, Chordata, Mammalia, Dasyuromorphia, Dasyuridae. The transcript is spliced from 3 exons. Bases 402 to 2549 code for a protein of 715 amino acids.
UGCGUGUGUGUGUGUAGGGGUGGGGGGUGGCGUAGCUGGCGGCUGGGCUCUGUAAGAUGGCAGUGAGCACGAAAACAUACUGAUGUGAUAAAUAUUGCAUUGGCUUUGGUGAGGGUCCCUACAGCUUUAACACGCGCAGAAUAUGCAGGAGGUGGGAGAGGCUAGGCGCGCCCCCGCUGGCCUCGGGAGCGCGCUCUGACUGAAGCCUGCAGCCAGCCGAAAGACUGAGAGACAAGGCGGCCGCCGUCAUAGCAGCAACAGAUGCAGGGAGACCUUCUCCGUCGGCGUCCGCACUUCGCAACUCAGCAUCUAGUUAGGGGUCCGAGUCCCCGGGGAAGCUGCGCCCCGUCGCUCCCCAACGGCAGGGAGAGCUUGGGGACCUGAACGGGAAAGGAGACACGAUGGCGGCGUCUCUGCGGAGUCUGUGGCUGGUGUGGGCGCUGCUGGGGGCCGCCCAGGGCUGCACGGAACCCUGCGCCUGCGUGGACAAGUACGCGCACCAGUUCGCCGACUGCGCGUACAAAGACCUGCAGGAGGUGCCCUCGGGGCUCCCCGCCAAUGUGACCACGCUGAGCUUGUCUGCCAACAAGAUCACCUCCUUGCGUCAGGGAGCCUUCGCCGAAGUCACCCAGGUCACUUCUCUGUGGCUGGCCCACAACGAGAUCAGCGCCAUCGAGCCGGGGGCCCUGGCGGUUCUGGUGCAGCUCAAGAACCUGGACAUCAGCCACAACCAGAUCGUCGACUUCCCCUGGGCAGACCUGCGCAACUUGAGCGCCCUGCAGCUGCUCAAGAUGAACAACAACCGCAUGGCGGCGCUGCCGGCCGACGCCUUCCGCAACCUGCGCGACUUGCGCUCUCUGCGCAUCAACAACAACCACUUCAGCUUCAUUGCCGAGGGCACCUUCGACGCGCUCACCUCGCUGUCGCACCUGCAGAUCUACAACAACCCGUUCGACUGCACCUGCCGCCUUCUGUGGCUCAAGGCGUGGGCGGAGAACACGCUCAUCUCCAUUCCCGAGCGGGAGUCCAUCACUUGCGCCUCGCCUCCGGCCCUCAAGGGCGUCCCCCUGGGCAGCCUCCCGGCGCUUCAGUGCGCGCCGCCCACGGUGCGCCUCAGUUACCAGCCCAACGUGGACGGAGCCGAGCUCCAGGAUGGCCUGGCCCUGGCCCUGCACUGCCUCGUCACCGGCCACCCCUCGCCCCAGAUCCAGUGGCGGAUCGAGACCGCGGGCGGCGCGCUGCUUAUCCAGAGGCCCAACGCCAGCGACGCCGCGGAGGAGGCGCCCCCGCUCUCUCCACAGCGCUUCCUAGCCUUCGCCAAUGGUACCUUGCUUAUCCCUCACCUGAGCAAGAAGGAAGAGGGCACUUACACGUGCCGGGCGGACAACGAGCUGGGCAGCAACGAGACGUCGGUGAGCGUGGCUGUGGCCGGGCCGCAGAAAUACCCGCCGGCCUCCCCCAGGGGCGAGCUCCCGGGGCUGGGUGGUAAAGGCUCCGGAGGAGAUCGCAAAGCGUCUGGCAAGGGAUAUGGCAAUAGCGUCCUGACCUCCAAGGGCGAAGAGAGGACCAAAGGCCGGGGCCCCUGGGGAGGGCCGGGCAGGGCGUCGGCUGCACGGACUCCAGGAGUCCCGGAGGACGUGGAGGUAGAGGCGGAGGCAGAAGAAGAAGACCCUUUUCGGGCCCCGCCAUUUGAGCGGCGCUGCGGCCAGGGGGACCCGACGAUGUAUGUAUCUAACCACGCCUUUAACCAGAGCAGCGACCUCAAACCCCACGCCUUCGACUUGGGCGUGAUCGCACUGGACGUGUCCGAGCGGGAGGCUAAGGUACAGCUGACCCCGUUCGCGGCCAGGCCGGAGAAGCGACACCUGCGAAUGCUCUACCUGUGCGCUGAGGGCGGCCACGCUGUGGUGCAAUGGUCGCGGAUCGAGGAGGGCGUCAAUUCCUAUUGGUUCCAAGGCCUGAAGCCGGGCACCAACUACUCGGUGUGCCUCACUUACGUGGGCGAGGCCUGCCAGGUGCAAGUCGUGUUCACCACCAAGAAAGAAGUGCCCUCCCUGGUCAUCAUCGUGGUGGUCAGCGUCUUCCUUCUGGCGCUGGCCACCGUGCCUCUGCUCGGGGCCACGUGCUGCCAUCUUCUCUCCAAGUACCAGGGCAAGACCUAUAGACUCAUCAUGAAGGCGCAGAAUCCCGACCAGAUGGAGAAGCACAUCGCUGCCGACUUCGAUCCCCGUGCUUCCUACCUGGAGUCUGAGAAGAAUUACAGCCCCACAGACUCCGGGACCGGGGUGGGAGAGGAGACCGGACCUGGGAGCAGAGUUAGAACGAGGGUAGGGGAGGAGGAAGAGGAUGAGCAGGAGGAGGAAGAGGUGGGCGCAGGACUGGAGAGGGACGAGAGCCUAGUGGCCGGUUCCCUUCCGGAGUCCCAGUCCAAAGCCAACCAGGAGGAGUUUGAGGCAAGCUCGGAGUACAGCGACCGGUUGCCACUCGGGGCUGAGGCGGUUGAUAUCGCCCAGGAAAUUAAUGGGAACUAUAGGCAGACAGAACGUUGACCUUUCUCUCCCCUCCUCCCCAUCCCUUCCACCUCCUCAAUUCCCGCCUGGCCCCUAACCUCGGACUUGGGGAACCAAAAGAAAAAGGGGUGGGGGUGGGGACAAAAACACAAUCUAAAGCAUUUCACGUUAGCGGUAUAAAUAAGUUUGCCCGGGUAUACUGACCUAAAACUCUCGGCGUGCAGUCGAAAAGCGGGGAAUAGAGUUCCUCCCUUUUUCCCACUUGGAUGUCCCCUCCACCCUAUCCCGAGAGGCUGAGCCUCCGCACCCGGGAACCCCUCUGAUUGCACCAUCCUUCUCCAUCUCAUUUCUAGCUUUUUUCCUUCUGAAGCAGGUGGGUUUAUGCCCCGAAGACCCUUUUAAAAUAAAAAAAAAAGCAACAACACUCAUAUUCCUUUUCUUCCUUUCUAGGCUUAGAAGGGAACAAAUCUAACUUCCUGUUCCCCUCCUUCCAUCUCCAUCUCAAUCUUUUGUAAUACAAAGAAACGGAAAGGGGCUUGGAGACUAGGACAAAUUACAGCUCACCACUUCUUUGGAUUUUAAGAUUUGUGUUAUUUUUUAAAAAAUGAAAAUCAUGACACUAUUGGGUCUGGUGCUAAAAUCCCGCUUCCCAGCCUGAUGGGAAAUAAGGGUCAUUUAUUCAUUCAUUACCUGCGUCCCUCUUUUCACUAUUUCCCCCCAUCCUUGCCCCCUCUCUCUUUCUUCUUUCUUUCCCUUAAAACCGGAACUCUACUCAAUCACGUCCCCCUCUCCAAGAAGGUGUAAGUGAGCCCCCAUUGUAUAUUUCGUUAACUUGUCUUUGGGUUUCAGGAGGCCUCCGCGCUGGACAGAGCCAGUACCUGCAGUACAUAGUCGCCCCAACUCAGGAGACAGCUCAAAAGAUCCCCGAGCAAAGGGCUAUUGGGAAUACAAAAAACAAUGAGUUUAGAAAAGGCCCCCCAGAACACCCUCUUCCCGCUCGCGUCCCCUAACCUGGGAAUCAACUAGAUGUGAAUUAGACUCUCAAACGGAGGCCAGGACUCGGAAGGUGAAUUGUAGAGGUUAAAGGUAUAUGUCUUUGUACUUGUGGCUUGAACUAAUCUUAAACCGUGAGUGCUUUAAAUUUAUUCGGCACAAAAUAUCUGUAUAUAGAAAUGGUUCAAGGACAGAGAAACGAAUCUGUUCUUUUGUGGAUCUCGGCAUCCCGCCCCACUUUCCUCCCCCCCCCCCAUCCCUCUGAAUGGAUAUGGUAUUCCCUACCGAAAACCGUAUUUGAGAAAUGUGUAUUCCUAGGCUAGUGUGAUUUCUAGAAACAAAAGUAUGUGGUCCUGUUCAUUGUAAACCUGUAGUCUUAGCUGGGGCUGGGAGGGGGGAGGGAGGGAAGAAGAAGAGGAAGAAGACUCAGUCGCAGAGACUAUCCGGGUGUAGCUCAGUCCUGUCGGUCCUCUGCCUCCAAAGCUCUCCCCGGUCUUGCUUUCCUGUUUUUCUUAAAAGGAAGAAUUGGAUAUCUUAAAGUUUAUUGGGAGAGUGGGGUAAUAUUGUUGUGUUUGUUUGUUUUGGAGAGCGGCUGUUUUUCUCCGUCCUUGAGGCAAAUUUCAACUACCACCCCUAUAGCCCAUCUCUGCUCAGGUUCUUUCUCUGGGGUCGUUCCCGGAAGGACCGUAGAGUACAAUCAAAUCCCCCUCCCCCUUCCCUUUCCAUCGAACCAUCAAAUCAGCGACCUUUUUCCUAAAGCGCUUCUGUGUGUAGUCAAUAAAAGAAAUAGAUUCAAAA